This is a messenger RNA of Knipowitschia caucasica, 2121 nucleotides long. Lineage: Eukaryota; Metazoa; Chordata; Actinopteri; Gobiiformes; Gobiidae. The record is from the annotation of a GenBank genome assembly.
AUGCCUUCUUGCCACUCGCCUUUGCUCGUUGCCUCGGUGAACUUUCACCCCAGCUGCAUAGGAAAUGUCACACAGGCAGAGGCCCGUGCUGCUGCAGGGGGCGUAAUACCAGGAAAAAGAACACUAUUUUACUGCUCCCGCAGCAUCUUUUUCUUCUGUCUCUCGCUCAAGUGCCACAUCGCUCUCCCAACAGCAGCUAUCGCAGACUCCUGCCGCUGCAUCAAUGCUGCUUUCGCAUUAACGCCAACAAAGCAGUGCCUGACAUGGGGGAGACCGUUUGCUCUUCCUCAAAGUUGUCAACUGAGUUUCAGCUGGCCUGCUGUAGCUAUGGGGAGCUGCUGGAGCUGUCUGUACAGAGACCCCAUUCGAGACAACCAUCUCACUAAAUUUAAGGUCACAAAUGUGGACGAUGAGGGCAACGAGUUGGGCUCUGGGAUCAUGGAGCUCACCCAGACUGAGCUCAUCCUUCACACUCGUAAGAGAGACGCAAUCCGGUGGCCGUAUCUGUGUCUGCGACGCUACGGCUACGACUCCAACCUGUUCUCUUUUGAGAGCGGGCGGCGCUGUCAGACAGGACAGGGAAUAUUUGCAUUCAAGUGUUCCCGAGCCGAAGAAAUCUUCAACUUGCUGCAGGAGCUGAUGCAGUGUAACAGUAUCAAUGUGGUGGAGGAGUCGAUGAUGAUGGGCCGCACCGGUCACACUCCAGAAAUGGAGAUGUCCCGCACCCCACAGACACCCAACACUCCAGGAUUCCCUGGUCAGGCUUUUCCAAAUGGUUACCCAGGUUACCCUCUCAGAGGCGACUCCCAGCCUUCAAUCACAGAUGAGCAUGGUCACAGCCUGCUAGGUUUGGAGGACCAGACUCACACCUAUGUAAAUACCGUUACUAUGGAGGGUGAUCUCUCUAUGCGUCACUGUGUGCACUCCCUACCUGAAGUUCGCCCCAGCACGUUCCCCGAUACAGCCCGGGGAGGCCAGAGCUCUGCUCAGUCCAACCUGCGCUGCUGCUCCAUAGAGGAGCAUAAAGAACCUCAGGUAUUCAUACAGCCAUCUUCACAGGAGGUGAAGUUCAGACUGGGCCCCACUCCGGCACAGCGCCAUCUAAUGGAGAGAGAUAGAGAAAGGCUCAACCCUCACAGUCUGCAGCCAGUAGAGGGCGCCACAGGCUCAGAGACAGAAGGAGACGAGCCCUCUAUGCACUUGUGCAAUUCUCACUCUUAUCACCAUUUCCAUCACCAUGCUCUCCGUCACCCCCCGACCCAUGAGCUCUCAGACAGCAGUGAACUGACUUACGAGAACAUCAACGGGCUGCGCCGGAAGCAGCACCUCAGCCCCAGCAGCGUGUCUCAGUCUGUGGGCUCCAGCAGCAGCAGCAGUACCACAGGCGACAGUCACUCCCAUACACUGCUACACUCCCACGGGCCGGCCUCCCUGCCCCUUCAGGGCUACCCCUGUGACCGGGGCAUGAGCCACCGCAGGACAGCCCUUCUCAACUAUGAGAACCUGCCCUCGCUGCCCCCAGUCUGGGAGUACAGUGCUCUGCAGCGAGACGAAGAACAGGAGGAAGAGGAGGACGAGCAGGAUGAGGAUGAGUAUGACGAAGAGGAGGAUGAUUUUGAUGAAUACGAGUUCUCUGAAGGGCCUGGCACCCCUAAUGGGUACCAUCAAGAAAGUAGAGGCAUCCACAGAGACGCUCUGCAGAACUAUGUGAACACUGAGCAGGUUCAGCCGUCAAGGCUACGACACCCAUGCCCCCUUCCACCGCGCUCCUGUCAGCCCGACAGAGGCGGCAGAAUAUUUAAUUUUGAUUUCCGUAGAAGGUCAAGAUCAGGAGCGGGGGGCUGUGAGCACGGUCAUAUGCCCACGCGGCAGCUGAACUACAUUCAGGUGGACCUGGAGGGAGAGCCCUGCCCCACAGCACUGGGUGCAGGGGCUCAGCCUCAGCACCAGCGCCUAUCAUCCAAAAAGUGCGUCUCGCAGCAGGCUCCGCGGCGGAGUGAGUGCUACGCUGUCAUAGACCUGAAAAAAACCGCAGCCAUGUCCAACUUGCAGAAAGCGCUGCCCCGGGAUGACGGCACUUCCAGAAAGACUCGCCACAACAGCACAGAUCUGCCUCUGUAG